This is a messenger RNA of Raphanus sativus (radish), 1008 nucleotides long. Its product is annotated as transcription factor LAF1. The record is from RefSeq and is a predicted model, not a curated record. NCBI's taxonomy places the organism in Eukaryota, Viridiplantae, Streptophyta, Magnoliopsida, Brassicales, Brassicaceae. The transcript has 3 exons. Bases 15 to 809 code for a protein of 264 amino acids.
AACAGGAUUGAGAAAUGGUGAAGACGAAAGCUGGGGAGAGACCAAAGCAGAGACAGAGGAAAGGGUUCUGGUCACCUGAAGAAGACGAGAAGCUAAGGAGUUUCAUCCUCUCUCAUGGUCAUUCUUGCUGGACCACUGUUCCCAUCAAAGCUGGGUUACAAAGGAAUGGGAAGAGCUGCAGAUUAAGAUGGAUUAAUUACCUAAGACCAGGGUUAAAGAGGGAUAUGAUUAAUGCAGAAGAAGAAGAGAUUAUAAUGAAUUUUCACUCUUCCUUGGGUAACAAGUGGUCGCGGAUUGCGAAGUACUUACCGGGGAGAACAGACAAUGAGAUAAAGAACUAUUGGCACUCUCAUCUGAAGAAGAGAUGGCUCAAGUCUCAGAGGCUUCAACAUGCAACAUCAUCUAUGUCCACUUCUUCUGAAUCACUCGUUGCUUGCGGGAAAAGAAAUCCCAAAACUUUGAUCUCGAGUCACGUCAUCUCCUUCCAGACACCUCCAGAGAAGUCACCUUCAUCUCCAUCGCAAGAAAGCCUUGACAACAACAACAAGAACAACUAUCCAUGCUCUUCUGGUCCUCCUGAGAUUCCAACGCUUUUCUUCUCCGAGUGGUUUUCUUCCUCAGAUCCUCACUUUGAUCAUUCCUCUGAUUUGACCGAGUCUAACCACAACCAAACUCAAACUAUUCAAGGACCUGCCUCAGAUUACGAAGAACCAGGUGAUGUUAAUCGGUUCCCUUACAAUGAGAUGGUGAUGGACAACAGCAGCAACUGGAGUCUUAACGACGUUGUGUUUGGCUCUAAGUGGAGGUAAAAGGAGCAGAAUAUUGAUAGAGACGACUCAGAUUGUAAUUCUUCUGAUUAUUUCUUUUUGUCAUCAACAACAAUGUAAACCAAGUCUAGAACAAUGUAAAUCAAAUUUAUAAAGUGAAAAAAAAUAUGAAAACAUGUUUUUAUUUCUUCUAAAAGUGCUUUGACAUAAUAAAACGGUUACCUCACUAUCACAUGCCCAA